UCUCGGAAUAACAGUCAUCAGGGUGAUCAGUAAUAACACCUUGAAUACAAAUGAUGCUUUAAGUAACAGAUUGUUUCUUAUAUAUACAAUUAAAACACGUAGGGGAUAUUUUAAGGUGAUAUUGUUUUGUUUCUUUGAGUGGCAUUCUUGUUGAUAGAUUGACUUGUCCUUAAAUGACGACAGGACGAGUCUCAGCGAUGUCACAGUGAAAGAGUGGACGACAGGUUGAUAGGUUGACUUGUGCGUCAACGAAGGGAGGACGAGUUUCAGUUAAGACACAUUGAAAGAUGUGAAAGAGUGGACGACAGGCUGAUAGGUUGACUUCUGCUUCAAUGAAGGGAGGACGAGUUUCAGUGAUGACACAGUGAAAGAUGUGAAAUAGUUGACGACAGGCUGAUAGGUUGACUUGUGCUUAAAUGACGACAGGACGAGUCUCAGCGAUGUCACAGUGAAACAGUGGACGACAAGCUGAUAGGUUGACUUGUGCUUCAACGAAGGGAGGACGAGUUUCAGUUAAGACACAUUGAAAGAUGUGAAAGAGUGGACGACAGGCUGAUAGGUUGACUUCUGCUUCAAUGAAGGCAGGACGAGUCUCGGCGAUGUCACAGUGAAACAGUGGACGACAAGCUGAUAGGUUGACUUGUGCUUCAAUGAAGGCAGGACUAGUCUCAGCGAUGUCACAGUGAAACAGUGGACGACAGGAUGAUAGGUUGACUUGUACUUCAAUGAAGGCAGGACGAGUCUCGAGGAUGUCACAGUGAAAGAUCUGAAACAGUGGACGACAAGCUGAUAGGUUGACUUGUGCUUCAAUGAAGGCAGGACGAGUCUCGGUGAUGUCACUUUGAAAGAUGUGAAACAUUGGAUGACAAGAUGAUAGGUUGACUUGUGCUUCAAUGACGGCAGGACGAAUCUCGAGGAUGUCACAGUGAAAGAUCUGAAACAGUGGACGACAAGCUGAUAGGUUGACUUGUGCUUCAAUGAAGGCAGGACGAGUCUCGAGGAUGUCACAGUGAAAGAUGUGAACAGUGGAUGACAAGCUGAUUCCGGUGACUCACGUAAAACGUGACACGUGUGCAGGUGCUUUCAAUCGAAGGUACAGUGAUGUCAACGGACAGGAUGUCUGGGUGAAUGAAUUGGUAGCUCCCUUAUAGCGGUCUCAUCUGGAAUCACAAAAGGAUAAAACUAAUGAUUUUUUAACUAUAAACCUCGUCAAUGGGGGACUACACGGGUCACAGACAAGCACACGUCAAUAUUUGCUUGUGAAGCGAGUUGAAAAUAUCACAUGCCAUGAAAUGAAAGUAGAUUAUGUACUUGGAAGUACGGGUAGGAUGAAUGAUGCGAGGUUUCAUAGCUGAUUUCACGGAAAUAUUUGUGCUUUGAUGGGUAAUGUCCGACGCACCCCAGGUUCGCUGUUGAGUUGUAUUUUGAAGUGAGGAAACUGAAGGUCGACAUUAGAGAACGAAACCUGUGAAUCACACCGGAAGUACAUCAGUGAUGACACUGGCUACACCACGACACAGGCGGUCCAGACGCAGCUCAGUUGACAGGGUUGCAAACCUGCACAUACAGUGGUUCUUGUCAUAUACGUCUACUUGUCGUUCACACUCACUCCAAAUACAACUCGAAUGGUAGGAAAUGUGUCUGCGCGUGUCUAACGGAUGCGCCUAUGGUAUGUAAAGAUAACAAAUGGUUCCCCUUACGUUCCUAGCCGUUGCUUGGAUGUUUAUCGGUACACAAGUUCCGAAGACAAACAGCAUCAUCAUCAUCGGAAUCCUUGGAGUCAUCAUCGGCAUCCUUGCUGCAGCCAUGUUCUGUACAGCACUGACACGGUGUGUCGUAGACACAUUGCCGGACAGAGGCGAGGCCAGCUGGCGGCUGGGAUGUCCAGUGAUCUUGGUCAAGUGUCACAGGCGACAAUGGGGUACCGGGAUCUACACAGAUAUUAUGAACUUCACGAUGAAGACUUGAACCCGGGGCUUCCCGUGUCCCUGGCUACACACGAGUACCAGGUAGUACACAGAUAUUAUGAACUUCACGAUGAAGACAUAUACCCGGAGCUACCCACCAGCAGCACAAACAACAUGGUGGACAUGGACAAUGGGGAGAAAAUGAGGGAAGGGAGAAAGAAGGAGGAAGAAAAGGAAGUGUCAGAGGUGGGGGAGGUGGGGGAGGAAGAGAGUGAACCAGCAGCAACUGCGACUGCCGAGUACUUCCUGGUGUCCAGUGAUGUGGAGGGAGAGAAAGGAGAGAGUAGGGGGGAGAGGAAAGGGAAGAGGAAGAGGAUUAGGGAAAGGGAGAGGAAGAGGAUGAGGAAGGGGGUUGGGAGAGAGAUGGAACCUGCCAUACCUGCUCUGGCCGAGUGCUUCCCGGUGUCCAGUGAUGUUGAGGAAGAGGAUUCUACAUCCGGGGCUUCUGCUGAAGACACAUCCUACACUCGAAUGCUGAGGGAUGUGUUUGCUGAUGACCCGACGACAGUUGUGACAUAUCUGACACCAAGAGAGGAGAGGAUGGGGAAAGGGGAGAGUAAGGGGAUGGGGAAAGAGGAUGAAGAGGGAGUGUCAAAGGUGGAGGAGGAAGAGAGUGAACCAGCAGCAACUGCGACUGCCGAGUAUUUCCUGAUAUGGAGGAAGAGAAAUGAGAGAGUCGGGAGGAGGGGAAAGGGGAGAGGCGGAGGGUGGGGAAAGAGAUGGAGUCAUACCUACACUGGCCGAGUGCUCCCCGGUGUCCAGUGA
This is a messenger RNA of Haliotis rubra (blacklip abalone), 2732 nucleotides long. RefSeq lists its product as uncharacterized. NCBI's taxonomy places the organism in Eukaryota, Metazoa, Mollusca, Gastropoda, Lepetellida, Haliotidae. The transcript has 4 exons. The record is from RefSeq and is a predicted model, not a curated record. Bases 1659 to 2732 code for a protein of 357 amino acids.